Molecule: messenger RNA, 105 nt
Organism: Spirodela intermedia
Lineage: Eukaryota; Viridiplantae; Streptophyta; Magnoliopsida; Alismatales; Araceae
Source: the annotation of a GenBank genome assembly
AUGACUCACUCUGCAGGAUCCAACUCCAGCAAUUCAGCAACCGACUCGGACCAGGCAACAAGCUCAGGCUUCCCCACUUUAGCAGAAGGAGAUAUUUUUGAGUAG